GAUAUCGCGCGUGUGCGCGGUUUUCCCACCGGUCGUAACGCCGACGGUAGCUUACCCCGUCGCAACGCUUUCCGCAAGCUCCCGGCUGACUUGCGGAGGCUCGUGUCUCGUGUGUAACGCGACGCUGAAACGCUCAGCACAAACAACAUCCAAAACAUCCCCUAAUUCAGUGCAGCAACCACUCCAACUCAUAAUACUAGUAAUAACAUAGUCUAACAAUAUAAGUGCGGUGUAUUAGACUAAAAUGUGAAUAGACCAAGAAAGUGUUGUGUCCUGCUCUAAAAUCAACCCUUAAAAGCUCAAUACAUUAAAAUGGUAUGGUUAUAGACCGAUAAAAAUAACAAUUUCAAAUAUUUGAGAUUUUUUCUGUUUGGGGUGGAAAUAUAAGUGUGAAAAGUGUAAAAAAAUUAGAAGGGUGGUUUUUCUCAAUGAAUACAUAAUGGGCCGAGACGAACGGUGCGCUAAUGGCAGCGCAUCGAGCACUGUUUCAACCAUUGAACAAAUGUAUGUAGAUACAUAGCAAGAAAUUAAACAUUCGUUAGAUUAAUUGAUCGAUAACUGUAAAAACACUGGCGACCUUGACAAAGUUGGAAAUAGUUGGCUCACGAACAGCAAACAACUGCAAAUUUUAAAAUAAAAGUGUGUGCGACUUGACGUUCACGCGUCGAGGACUUUGCUUCAGUGUAAAAGUGAAUAAAAAUUGUUUAAAAUCAUGGAUGGAAUUAGCUGGGACUGGGCGAUGGGCGGCGUGAAUAAGACGGUGCCGCGCAAUGCAGGACCCGAGUGCGCCGAGUUCUUGGAUCCGACGUAUCGGCUCAUCGAAACCGCAAUUGUUCUUGUCGCCAUGGUACUCACGUUUGUGUGGAGCUACCGCAGGAUCAAAUUGCCCACGCCGACUUCGUAUGGUGCGCGGCGUGACCGCGGGGGGCGGCGCACUCUUCUUGUCCUUAUGUCGCUCAUCUGGGGCAUGGAGAUUGGCUACAAGUUCUCCUCAAGGACUGUGAUAUACUUGUUGAAUCCUUGUCACGUUACAACUGCACUACAGAUUUAUUUGUUAGCAGCAUCACCGAACAAAAUGGUCACCGCUGUGUUUCGGUUUCAUUUGAAUCUUCUCAAUGGCCCACUGCUUGCAUUCCUCUUUCCCGAAACAGAUUCGCGCAUCCUACCGUUGGAGGCUGCCAUCUAUUGGAUUCAACACGGAAUGAUGUGUGUCGUGCCUUAUUAUCUACUGCGUCUCGGAGGAGUGUACAAUGUUGAGGAGUUCUCAGAUUUCAGUUGGAAUGUUUUGAGUUAUUCCAUCAACAUAAUCUAUCAUUUUGCUCUCUUGCAAGUCUUUGCCAUUCCAACUGAAGUUAACCUCAAUCACAUGAUCUGCCCAGCCAUCUUGGAUCCAUUCGGUGGUCCUUAUUAUCGCAUAGCCGCUUUCUUUCACCAGGCCAUUUUGUGCCCGUUGCUGUGCAAGCUUUUCAUCGCCGUGUCGGCGUUCUUCCUCACCAAGUUCCGCCCGACGAAAGUCAAGCAAACGUUGUGUUGCGAAGUGGCUGCUCCCAACUCAAACGGAGACACUAGCGAGAUGAGUAAUCAUCUGCAUCGCGACUAAAAAGUCCUUAGACUAGUUCUAGAUAGGCCUAGACAUAGACCUAAACCUAGACAACCACUGAAGAGGCAAAUGAACAAAACUUUUUGAUGAGAAAUGCAAACCGUUUGCUAUAAUUUUAAGUUUUACCAAAGAUACAAGUUUGCUUAGCAAAAAACCUAGAAAACUAGCUACAAACCAAAUAAAUAACCUCAAAGUUUACAUUUUAAUAAGCAGUUUGCGUUUGAAAUUAUAAAGCAUUAGUUUGACUGAGCAUAUUUUAAUUAAACAAUUGGAAAUUGUUUCUUUAAAAACAAAUAUUUGCGAGUAGAUAACUCUUAGUGAAAAUGCAAUAAAACGAGACGAGAGCCUUCUUAGUCGUCCUAAGUAAUAUAGAAGAAAAAAGUCAUUAAAUUUAAAUUUAAACUAAAAAAAAUUUAAAACAUUGGAAAGUUAACUUGUAGAGAAAAUAUAAAUUAAAAUGUCAAUUCAUUAUGAUUAAUAUCGCUUUGUUAAUCGUAAUAAAACGAUAAUAAGCUUAACUAAUUCGGAUAAAAUUGAGAAUUUAAAAGGACGAGAAAUGAUAAGCUCAAAAAAUCAAUUAAAACAAAAGAGCAUACCAAAUUAAAACGUUGUUUAACAUAUAAGUUGUUAAGUUAUUAGUUAUAUCGAACUUUGUUGGUUGUUAAUAAUCGUUUGAAUGUUAAAACUCACGGUUUUGUAGAUGCUCAAGCAAAAUCAUUAGAAAUCAUUCCAUGAAAAUGUCGCAUUCACACGACAAAGAAUGAAUCAAUAUCAUUAUGAUCAAUGAUUCCAUGUCGAAACAUUCCAUUACAACACUUUGGUUCUAUUUAUGAUCGCGUUCAAUGUUAACGACACGUGUAAGCAGUACUUACUUGCUAAUGAAAACAAUAACAUAAUUAUGUAUUGUAGUCGAACGCAAUUAGCGUAGCAACGAUCGAAGCGAUGAUAACGAGUAGACGACGAUUAGAUAAUUUUGGGGACAUUAUAGGUCAUGCGAAGUUGGUUGAGAUUUGAGGAAACUAUACAAAAAAUAAAAACAAAAUAGUAGUGAGAGUAAUUUCUAGAUAGGUAACUAGAUGCGAAUAUUAAAAAGUUGAAUUGAUUGCCAUCAAGCCAGAAAAAUGUAUUUAUAACCAAAUCUUACACAUCUUAACCUCUGAAGUCACUUUUGAGGUUAAGUAUGAAAUUCUGGCUGAGCUUGUAAGGAAUAACGUUGUUAACUUUGCUGAAAGUAGAAUGAAAAUGGUUGCGAGAAAGUUUCGAAGGCAAACACUGCAAAUACACAUAGUAAUAAUAAACAAACAUAAAGUCCAUUGAUAGUUCUAUGAUGUACAAUUAUUACACAAUGCGUAGCGCUAAGAAUUUGCAGUCAAAGACGAAGAAUAAUAAUUUUUGUAUUCGAAAGUAGAUGUAGCAGAGAAUCGAUGUAGUUAUGUAUAAUUCCAACAAUCCUCUAAUAUGCCUAAUGUCCAAACUUCAACCUUGAACUUGUGUUGGCGUUUUCUUGUGUUGUACAAUAUUGUCUAAGCAGUUGUUUGAUAUCUACAAGUUUUUACAUUUGAUGUAAACCCAAGCAGCGUUUAUCAAAACAAAUACUACUUACAUAUUCAAAACGAAUCUACUACAAUGCAAUGCGUUCGAAUCUCGCUUGUUGUACACAUUACAUUCUAUCACCAAAGAGUUGUAAAAUUGUAUAUUAAUUAAAUAAAAAUUACUUAUCAAAA
Messenger RNA from Dalotia coriaria, 3324 nucleotides. RefSeq names its product transmembrane protein 164-like. NCBI's taxonomy places the organism in Eukaryota, Metazoa, Arthropoda, Insecta, Coleoptera, Staphylinidae. The transcript is spliced from 6 exons. The coding region runs from base 713 to 1600 and encodes 295 amino acids. The record is from RefSeq and is a predicted model, not a curated record.